Molecule: messenger RNA, 3606 nt
Organism: Sphaerodactylus townsendi
Lineage: Eukaryota; Metazoa; Chordata; Lepidosauria; Squamata; Sphaerodactylidae
Gene: FIZ1
Product: FLT3 interacting zinc finger 1
Exons: 2
Coding region: 196-1635 (479 amino acids)
Biological process (GO): regulation of transcription by RNA polymerase II
Cellular component (GO): chromosome
Molecular function (GO): chromatin insulator sequence binding
Source: RefSeq, a predicted model, not a curated record
GGGGGUGGGGUGUCCUGUUAACUUCCACAGGGGCUGGAUUCGAGGGUAGCGGGGACAGGCUCUUGCAGGAGGUCAACCCCCCCUCCCCCCAGCCGUUUGCUUCUCUGGGGGGUGGGAGACGCUGUGCCCCCCCCUUCCUCUGGAGAGAAGGGACUCCCUCCGCUACGAUGUAAGAAGUUAGGCAGUGUUGGGUCGAUGGAGGACUGUGAUAAACAGUGGCCAGAGGGCCCCGGCCCCCUUGAGGCACCAGGAGUCGGCGCUGCUGCCGGAUCUGUGGAAGAGUGCGCGGUUCUGUACUCUGAUACCGAGGACGAUCCGUCGCUCCUGACAGACAACGGUGGCGGCGCCCGGGCCCCUUUCCACUGCUCCGAGUGUGACAAGAGCUUCCGCUACCGCUCUGACCUGCGCCGCCAUUUUGCCCGGCAUACCGAACUGAAGCCUUUCCAGUGCCCUCACUGCAUCAAGAGCUUCAAGCAUUCCUUCAACCUGGUGAACCACAUCCGGAGCCACACGGGGGAGCGCCCCUACCGCUGCACCAUGUGCCCGAAAGGCUUCCGGGACUCCACCGGUCUUCUCCACCAUCAAGUGGUGCACACCGGGGAGAAGCCGUACUGUUGCCACGUCUGCGAGCUGCGCUUCUCCUCCCGCAGCAGCUUGGGCCGUCACCUCAAGCGGCAGCAUCGGGCGUCCCCCGCUGCCACGGCCCCUCAGCCCCCUACCCCGCGUUGCCUGGCCUGUGGCAAAGAGCAGAGCCCUCUGGGACACCUCUGCAGCGCCGGGCGAGGCCGGGCUGCCCCUUUCGGUUGCGGGGCCUGCGGGCGGCACUUCCAGUUGGCCUCGGAACUGCGACGCCAUUGGCUGGCUCAUACGGACAUCAAGCCCUUUAAAUGCCCGGAGUGUGAACGGGACUUUAAUGCCGCCUCCUUGUUGGAGCGCCACAAACUGACUCAUGCCAAGGACAGGCCACCCCCCUGCCCAGUCUGUGCUGGCAAAGUCCUGCAGAGCAACAAGGGGCUGGAGCUGGACAGCUUGGAAGAGGAGCAGAGAGAACGGGAGCCGGAGGGAGAGGCCCUGCAGCAUAGCCGAGGCUGCCCGAAUCGCCACUCGCCGGACACCCGGCCCCCGGAGACUUUGUACCAGUGCGAAUGUGGGACCUUUUUUGCCAACGGCAACACCCUCGCCGCUCAUUUGACCGCCCACGGGGGGGAGCCCUCCUUCACCUGUGGCAUCUGUGGCCAGCCCUUCGUGAAUUUACAGUCCCUGGAGGAGCACCAGCUCAGCCACGCCGUGGCCCCGACCCCCGGCUCAGGCAGCGAACUGGAGCGCCACCUCUUGCCCCAGCUGGACCUGCGGACGUUCCCGUCGCGGCCAGGCAAGAAACUCUACAAGUGCAGCGAGUGCGAGAAAUACUUCCGCAGCCCCCGGGAUCUGGACCGGCACGUCUUGGUGCACACCGGCGAGAAGCCCUAUCAGUGUACCGAGUGCGGCAAGUUCUUCCGACACGAGUGCUACCUGAAACGGCACCGGCUGUUACACAGCGGCGAACGGCCUUUCAAGUGCACCGUCUGCCACAAAGGCUUCAUCACUUUGAGCAACCUCUCGCGGCAUCUUAAGCUGCACCGUGGGAUUGACUAGCGGGGGGGCGGGGACUGGGAGCACACCUGCACACACAGCCCUCCGCCCCCCGCGCUGUUUUCCUCUACCUCCACCCCAGUGGCCGCCAGAGGCGACCCCUUCUGGAUACGCAACUCUUGCCUCGCGCGCCCAAAAACUACGCUCGCCUACCCUGUCUUCGUGGUCCGCUAGCGUAGGGUAGGGGACCUGUGAUGAAAAGAGAAGUCGAGAAGUGUUAUUUACUAGUAUUCUGUUCUGCGGCUGGUGAGGAUGUCUUCCGCACACUCGAGAACGGUUGAGUUUUUGGGGUGCUCGCUUGGACAGGGGGUUGAGCGUUUCGGAUUCGCCGCAGCGAUAUUCGGGGCGGAAGGAAGACAUGCCAGGGACCUAACCCCUUCAGCCACGGGUGUUACCCAAGUGAGCCUGUCCGUACCAAGGUUCCUCUGUCCCAGAGUAGUGUGGGUUCCCUAGGACAACUGUUCUUAAAGUGUGAGGAUGGCCUCCCACGGAGGGUCUCCCGAUUAUCAUAGGAGACACAAGCUCCUCCUGGGGAUGUGUUGAGCUUUGGACCAGGAGAUCCAUGACUUUCCUAUUCCCAAGAUUUCCCCCCGCCCACUGUCAUACAGGAGUCCUAGCUUUUGUGUUCAUAAGGGAGCACUGUUGGUCAGCGUAAAUGUAAUUUUUUUUUUGCUGAAUCCCUUACAUGCUGCCGGACUGCGUGAUUCUUAUCCCCACCCCCCACCCCCACCCGGCUUGAAUCCUUUCUGCCUCUGGACAAGAGUGCUUGCAACUUGGAUGGACUUUUACCUUUCCCUUCCCACUCUAAAGGCAUCACCGCAUCCUGAACCUCCGACUGCCGGGUUUGAAUCCUGGCCAUGAGUACACAUGAGUCAGGUUCAAAAGAUUCUCAAAAUCCUCCCAGAAUGUCAGCUCCCGAGGCCCCCCUAGGGAAAGCGAGGCCCGCUAACCCGACUGAAAAUCCAUUUUAAGUUUGUAGCUGUAGCUGUCCCCAGUGUUGCUUAUACCGAGACAUGAAAAGGUUUGAAAACUUAAUUUAGGAACCCCCCCGGCUUUAACCGUUGUGAUGUUUCCCAAUCAAGCACUUUUAAAAAGCAUCCUAAAACAAAAAAAACAAACACAUCCUGCUAAAAAAAAGGUGCAAGGUUUAACCAGCAAAAAUAGUUUCCUUCAGCGCCCCCGACCCCCGGUUUCUUAGCUUUAGACCAAAGGCUGGAAUUCUGUUUCUUCUUUCUUUUUGGUUUGCAAUCACGAGGACUAGACACUAAUUUUUAAAAGAAGCAGCUAAAUUGUCACAAUCUUUGCUUAUUUACUGGUGGAGCCCAAUUGGCUCACAGACAACACACUGCCCGUAGACGGCACAAUAGUCAUGUCUGCUGUAGGAUCUCUGAUACUCUGUGGGGACUUAACUGCUUGUCUAAUUGUAGGUUUUGCGACAUGGUUAACUCAAGCACUUUUGGUUAGAGUGGAAGGUAGGUUGCUUUUGAUUGGAGGCGCUGCUCGUUUUUCACCUUCACUUUUUUUUCCUUCCCAGAAGAAGGCACGUUUUCACUUUGUUUCUAUUUGCAAGCCAGAAACGCUUUCAUCACUAACAAAUGUCGUCUCUGAAAAUCGGGUUGAACGGUUGAAAGGAUGCAUUUGCCUUCUUGUAAACAGGUUCACCUCUUGGGGGGAAGUUUUUCACCGUCAGGGCAACUUCGAACCAGCCAUCUUGGCGAAGAGAGAGUUCCGAUUUUCGUAACGUUCGAUAAAUUCCUCUUUUGCGCUCGGGUAUGUGGGCUGGCGGGAGGGUCAGCUCUGGGGUAGAUCCAGGCUUGUAUGUCCGUGUUUCAAGUGAAGUCUCCCGAAAUGCUGAGCUUGUUCAGGGGGGUGGUUUUUUGGGAAGUCACCUGAGUUUAUCCAUAGUAAAAUAAGCUGUUGAAGAAUAAGCUGGAAAGGAACAGCAUCCAGUGGUGGCGAACCUUUGGCACUCCA